AUGGCAGCGACCGAGAUCAACGUAUAUGUCCCUGGUGGCAAGCAGCAGGUUGCAGAGGAUGCGCCAAAAGUCCUCAAAGAGUUGCAGUUCGGUGUCUUUUCUGAUCAGGACAUCGUCAACCAGUCGUACGUCGAACUCGCCGAUCGCAGAAUCUUUGAUCUCGACAAAGGUCGAGCCUACGCCGAAUAUGGACCUCUUGACAUGCGCAUGGGUGUGUCGGGAAAGCGUGACGAGUGCAGAACGUGUGGGCUGAAGUUGCAACACUGUAAUGGUCACUUCGGCAAUAUCAAGCUGGUGUUACCAGUCUUCCACGUGGGAUACUUCAAGAAAGACUGCUCAUGCAUUCUCCUAUCCGAAACCGACCGCAGAAGAUUUCUGGGCAGCAUUCGUCGAGCGCAGGGCGACGAUCUCAAGAUCAGUAACAUUGUUCGCCGAAUCGCUGACCAGUGCAAGAAGGCCAAAAUUUGUUUCGAGUGCGGAGCUAUCAACGGCUUAGUCCGCAAAGCAGGCUCUGCCUCGCUGAAGAUUACCCAUGACAAGUUCAAGACCUUCAAUUCCUCGACAAGAAAGGACAAAUUGCUGAACAUUCCACCCGAGAAGCAGGCCUAUGAUGCCUCAUUCGACUUCGCCAAGCAAUCGAAUGGUGAUCUGGACAAGCACUUUAAGAAGGCAAUGGACGAUCUGAAUGCCCUAAGGACCGUCAAGCUAUUCCGUCGUAUCUCACAAGCAGAUUGCGAACUCUUAGGUCUGAGAAAAACAAGACCCGAAUCCUUCUUGUGGCUGCAAGUACCGGCACCUCCAGUCGCCAUUCGCCCCUCGGUCGGCCAAGAAGGCGCAAGCACAGAAGACGACCUAACAGCUAAGUUGGGUGAUAUCAUUGCUGCUAACAAUGCGCUUCGCGAUGCUUUGAAGAAGGGUGCACCCGUUCAAUCGCUCAUGGAGCACUGGGACUACCUCGGCUUGCAGUUAGCCAUGUACAUCAACAGCGACGUGCCCGGGCUUGCGAAGGCAGAGUUCGCUAAGCAGAUUAGAGGUCUUGUCCAGCGACUUAAGGGAAAACAGGGUCGAUUCCGUGGCAACCUAUCAGGAAAGCGUGUUGACUUCUCAGGCCGUACUGUCAUCUCUCCAGAUCCCAACCUCAAUAUAGACGAGGUCGCGGUGCCCGUGCUUGUGGCAAAAAACAUGACCUACCCGGAAGUCGUUAAUCGCUACAACAUCAAGAAGCUUCGUCAACGCGUGAGGAACGGAGCGAAGACAUGGCCAGGUGCCAAUUACAUCUUCAAAAAGUCCACAGGUAUCAAGCACAAUUUGCGAUUCGGCAACCGGGAACAGAUGGCAACUGGUCUGCAAGACGGCGACACCGUUGAACGGCAUCUGGAGGACGGAGAUGUCGUGCUUUUCAAUCGACAGCCCUCUUUGCACAAGCUGAGUAUUCUCAGUCACUUUGUCCGAGUGAGACCUCAUCGCACCUUCCGGCUCAAUGAGUGCGUGUGCAAUCCCUAUAACGCCGACUUUGAUGGAGAUGAAAUGAACCUCCACGUGCCACAGACAGAAGAAGCGCGCACAGAAGCUGUUCAGUUGAUGGGUGUCAAGCACAACAUUGUAACACCAAAGAACGGCGAGCCAAUCAUCUCCGCGAUUCAGGACUUCAUAACGGCGUCCUAUCUGUUGAGUAGCCUCGAUACAUUCUACGACCGCAAGACCUUUGUCACUAUCGUUUGCGGCAUGCUAGAACCGGACACGCCUUUCGACCUCCCACUCCCCGCGAUCAUGAAGCCAGAAGCUUUGUGGACUGGUAAACAGGUCUUCAGUGUGCUCAUCAAGCCCAACAAGAAAUCCCACAUUGCUGUCAACCUUGAUGCUUCGUGCCGAGAUCACAAGGCCUAUCAUGAAGGUCUGCAUCGCGAUCUACAAGAUGAUAGCUAUCUGUGCAUCAGAAAUUCUGAAGUUAUGUGCGGUCGAAUGGACAAAGCUACAGUGGGAUCGGGCAAGAAAAACUCACUGUUCUACAUUCUUUAUCGCGACUUCGGCCCUGACGCUGCUGCGAAAUGCAUGACCAGACUGUCGAAGCUGUGCGCUCGAUGGCUUGGAAACCAGGGGUUUUCCGUUGGUAUCAGCGAUGUGACGCCUCCAAAAAUGCUCGCUAAAAUGAAGGAUGACAAGAUCGAUGCCAUUUUCAAGCAGUGCACGCAGUUUGUCAUUGACUCCAAGGCGGGCAAGUUGAAGCGCAGAGCGGGAAUGGACGAUGCUGCCACCCUCGAAGCGGAGCAAAUCCGAGUUCUAUCCACGGUCAGAACAGAUGUGGCAGGAGUUCUGACUUCUCAACUCAGCAAGCACAACUCACCAAUGGUCAUGGCACUGUCGGGUUCAAAGGGCUCAAACGUCAACGUGGCUCAGAUGGCCGCGCUGCUCGGUCAGCAAGAUAUCGAAGGCAAGCGUGUUCAAGAUGGCUUUCAGGAUCGUACCCUCCCUCACUUCGUCAAGCAUGAGCGCUCGCCACCAUCGAAAGGCUUCGUCAGCAACAGCUUCUUCUCUGGGCUACUACCGUACGAAUUUCUUUUUCACGCUGUCGGUGGCAGAGUUGGUCUUGUUGAUACUGCAGUCAAGACUGCCGAAACUGGAUACAUGUCCAGACGGCUCAUGAAGUCCUUGGAAGAUUUGUCGACACAGUACGAUCGAACGGUCCGAAGCUCGACAUCAGAUGUGGUACAAUUCCGCUUUGGUGACGAUGAGUUGGACCCGGUCGACAUGGAAGCCAGUGCGAAGCCUGUCGACUUUGACCGCACCUAUACCCAUAUCGAAGCAACGACUUUUGAUGCCCAAGACUCUGGCCUAGACAGCGAGAAGAUCAUGAAAAUCAUGGAAGAUAUCCUCAAGCCAAGACGCGCUGCCUUGCAACGAGUCAAUUACGAUGGCAGUAUCCUGCCGUAUGAUACGCCGAACGACACACUGACUGAUCAGUAUGAAUCGCCCCGGGCGUUUCUGCAGACCAUUCAUGACUUUGUACUUGCAAAAUGCAGGGCUUUCGACGCUGCCCGCGUGGAGAAGGGUCAUCUGUCACUACCGUCGACAUCAUCUAACAGUGCAUCCAAGCGAAAGCGAGAGGCUGCACAAGACGAUGCUCCAGAAACCUCACCUGCUCAGUCGUCCCGGCGCGGAGGCCGUAGAGCUGCCGCCAGGACCUUGUCAAGCCCAAAGGCUACAAACAAGAAGCAGAAGAUCGCUUCAUCGGCCGCGUCCGAGGCUGUGCGCAUGCUAGCCUCCGUACCAGCAGUCCGUGACCGUUUUGAACUUACAGCGAAGAUGUCACAGCGCACCCUCGAAUCAUUCGUUAACGCCUGCCUCGAGAAAUACGAGAGGGCGAGGGUUGAGCCGGGGCACGCCGUUGGCGCUGUGGGAGCUCAAUCCAUUGGAGAACCCGGUACUCAGAUGACCUUGAAGACUUUUCAUUUCGCUGGUGUUGCUGGUAUGUCUCUGACAGCCGGUGUUCCACGUAUCAAAGAAAUCAUCAACGCCUCCAAGGUCAUCUCCACGCCCGUCAUCACAUGUCGUCUGGAGCGACGCAAAGACCUGUCAAUUCCCGAAGGACUUGCCCGUAUUGUCAAAGGUCGAAUCGAGGCACUCUACCUCGAGGACAUAAUGUCAUGGAUCCAGCUAUCCCACUCCCUUGGUCGAGAUUCAUGUCUGUACCUCAAGAUCAGUCUUGAUACGAUUUCUGAGCUAGGCCUUGAGCUCACGAUCUCAGACGUGUGCAAAGCGAUUAUGGACCAUAAGCGCUUCAAAGGCGGCAAGGUCAGGGUGCUCACACGAGGCAGCGACGAGAUCAAAAUCGAGCUCCAUGGCACCAUCAAGUCUGGCAAGAGAGGUCAGGCCGCGAAGAUCGAAGAAAUGGCGCAGUCAGAGAAUCUGCUGCAGCUGCAGAUGCUCCGGCGGUUCCUGCCUACCAUUCGGAUUGCAGGCCAUGAAACGGCUACUAGGGCAGUGGUUAUGUCCGAGGACGACCCCAUGUCGGAUCAAAUCAAAGCCAAGCGCGCCGAGCAAGCAGCUGUCCUUGAAGCUAGAGCAGCCCAAAAAGCUGCUGCUGCCGCCGAAGAAGCCAAAAUAAAGGUCGAGCCCCCUUCGUCUCCCGAGCUCGGUAAGAAGACGGGUCGAGGCCGGGGUAAAAAGACGGCGGCGGCCUCUAUUGAUAACGAGACCAGCAGCGAGCCUACGAUCAAAGUCGAGGACGAUGCACCUGCCAUUACCGCGCCCGCCCCAACCGUGGCACCACCAGCCGAUGGAGGACGAGCGAUUCAGAUGCACAAAGUCAUGGUCUCGGGCUACGGCCUGUCGCACUGCCUCUCAACACCGGGUGUAGAUCCUUACCACACGUCGACAAACUCGGUCAUGGAAACGAUGCAAGUCCUCGGCAUCGAAGCGGCGCGCACCAAGAUCAUCCUGGAAAUCCAGGAGGUCACCAAGUCGCUGAGCAUCGAUCCCCGGCACAUGUACCUCCUGGCGGACGUCAUGACCUACAAGGGCGAGGUGCUCGGCAUCACGCGGUUCGGCCUGGCCAAGAUGAGCAGUUCGGUGCUGCAGCUGGCCAGCUUUGAGAAGACGGCGGACCACGUCUUCGAGGCGGGUAUUGGCGGCAAGGUGGACCGCGUGAGGGGCGUGAGUGAGAGCGUCAUUGUGGGCAAGACUAUGGGGGUGGGCACGGGAGGUGUGUCGGUCGUGCGCGGGGUGAGGCUGUUGGAGGGCGAGAUUGGUGCGAAGAAGUGUGCGUUCGAAGAUGCUUGGAGAGAGGGCGUCUAG
Molecule: messenger RNA, 4794 nt
Organism: Cyphellophora europaea CBS 101466
Lineage: Eukaryota; Fungi; Ascomycota; Eurotiomycetes; Chaetothyriales; Cyphellophoraceae
Exons: 3
Coding region: 1-4794 (1597 amino acids)
Biological process (GO): DNA-templated transcription
Molecular function (GO): DNA-directed RNA polymerase activity; DNA binding
Source: RefSeq, a predicted model, not a curated record